This is a messenger RNA of Setaria italica (foxtail millet), 2367 nucleotides long. Its product is annotated as BSD domain-containing protein 1. The transcript has a single exon. The record is from RefSeq and is a predicted model, not a curated record. Lineage: Eukaryota; Viridiplantae; Streptophyta; Magnoliopsida; Poales; Poaceae. The coding region runs from base 108 to 1889 and encodes 593 amino acids. Gene Ontology annotation, cellular component: cytoplasm.
GGGAAAUUUUCCUCGACGGCAGGUGCCCGAUUUAUCUAUCCCCGCGGCCGCCUCCGCCGCCUCACCCUCGCCCAGAUCCAAAUCCGAGCCCCGAUCCGCACGCGCCCAUGAAUUUCUUCAGCUCCGUCUUCUCCGCCCCCGCCGAGGAGGAGGAGGGCGAGGAGCAGCGGGAGGGGGAGCAGGAGGGCAAGCAGGAGCCGGCGGCCGAGCAGUCGGGCGGAGGGUGGAUUUUCGGUGGGCUGAUCGACACGCUCAAGGAGGAGAUUGAGGAGCAGCGGAGGGUGAAUGAGUCGGCCGCCGCCGCGGAGGAGGAGGAGGUGCAGCAGGGAGCCGAGGGGGCCGAGGAGGAGGCUGGCUCCGGCGGCGGGUGGAUCUUCGGCGGACUGAUCAAGACGCUCGCUGAGGAGAUCGAGGCCCAGCGGAAGGAGCAGGAGGUCAUUGCAGCAGCGGCCGCGGAGGAGGAGGGUAAGGAGCGCGAGCGGGGAGCUGAAGCUGAUGCGACGGCGGACGAAGAGGGGGAGGGUUCUGGCGGCGGGUGGAGCUUCGGCGGCCUGAUCAAGACGCUCGCGGAGGAGAUUGAGGCUCAGCGGAACGAACAGGGCGCCGCUGCUGCUGUGGAGGAGGAGGAGGGAGAGCGAGGAGCCGAUGCGGAAGUGGCGGCUGCGGAAGGGGAGGAGGGGGAUGAGGCCGGGGAGGGUCCAGAUGGCGGGUGGAGCUUCGGGGGCCUGGUGAAGACGUUCGCGUCGCGGUCGGAGACAGUGCUGGGAGGCUACCGCCGCGACCUCCAGGACCUCGGGUCGGGGCUCCGCCUCGAGACAGCCGCGCUCCGGGCCGCCGCCGCGCGAGCCGCCUCGGCGCUCCCCGGCGCGCUGGAGGCCAGCGCGUCUGCUGCCUCCGACAGGCUCGAGUCCGUGGGCCAGGCCGUCGACGACCUUGGUGCCGCCGCCGCCGGCCUCCUCUCGCAUGCCAACGAGGCCCUCCGGUCUGCGGAAGGCGAUGGUGAGGAUGGUGACGGUGCCUCCCGCCCCUCGGAUGCCUCUGCUUCAGGUGCUUCCUGGCGUGCCUCCCUGCCAUCCAAGAAGUACACCAGGUUUGAGGCUCAGGUCUUGGCGCUGCGCGCUGAUCCUGCCACGUUCACCGAGGAGCCAGAGGACUCCGAGGGCUUUGCCAGAUGGAAUAGCUCGUUCUCAAUUGAUGAGGUGAAGGAGCAGAUAGAGGGAGUGCUCCGAGAAAGCCCUGGACUAGAGAGCUUUGUGGAGAGGCUUGUGCCGUCAGUUGUUGAUUAUGAGACAUUCUGGUCUCGGUAUUUCUUUGCGGUCGAUAAGCUCAGGCAGGCAGAGGAUGUCCGCACCAAACUCGUGAGCAGGGCCAUGUCGAAGGAGGAGGAUGAAGAACUCAGUUGGGAUGUUGAUGACGAUGAUGAAGAUGCAAAUACCAGUGAUCACAAAGAAGGCACAAACUCCAUGGUAGAUAAGAAAGAAGAGAAAUCAGCAGAUCCCUUUAACCAUGAAACAGAGGGCAGUGGGAAACAAGAAGCGGCAGUUGGGACUGAUUCGACAGAAGAUAAGGAGGUAGCUUCGGCGGAAGCAAAGGAUGGUAAUGGUGAAUCCAGUGUUGAAACAUUGACACCAAAGUCGAGCAAUGGUGUGGGACAGGAAGAGAAGGCUGAAGCUGGUGACUCAUCUAAGGAGAGCGAUUUUUCAGUGGUGUCUCAACCAUCAGCACAGGAGGAAGAUCUUAGCUGGGAGGAGAUUGAGGAUGUGGGCGAUCAAGAUGAGAAGAAAGGGGCCAGCCCACGGUCAAGCUCUACUAACAAAGUGGAGGAUCUCCGAAAACGUCUUAAUUCCGUUGAAGACGAUGAGGACCUAAGUUGGGAUAUUGAUGACUAGGAAGAAACCUCAGCAUCCUGGAUUUGAGUGGUCUGAUGGCCAAACUGCCAUAGUUUUGCCACUUCAAGCAUGAGUUGGAUCUGUAUGGUGCCACAAAGAUGGAUACAGUUUAUGGAUGGAUUGGCAUACGAUGUGUAUAUUGUGAUGGCGGUGAUUCAAUUCGGUGGGGGCUGGAUGUUUGAUUUGGCCCCCUACAUGAACUUCAUAGAAUGGUAGUUUUUUUUCUGUUAGUGCUGGUACUUUGCUUCCACUUAGUCCAUUUGUUGCUAGUCCAAUAUGUACCACUUUUUUGUUUGAAUAUGACACAUUCAGAUCAUUUACAUAAGUGUACUCAUAGAUUCACAUAGUGUAAGCAUUUGAAUUGAGAAAAUAUUCAUCCAGUGUGAAUGUAGUUCAUUAAGAAUACUGUGGAGGUGGAUACCUACUUUCUGUAAACAGAAGUAAUCACCCUUGCAGUUCCUUGCGCUGAUAUGGUUCA